This is a messenger RNA of Ostreococcus lucimarinus CCE9901, 825 nucleotides long. RefSeq lists its product with no specific name. NCBI's taxonomy places the organism in Eukaryota, Viridiplantae, Chlorophyta, Mamiellophyceae, Mamiellales, Bathycoccaceae. The transcript has a single exon. The record is from RefSeq and is a predicted model, not a curated record. The coding region runs from base 1 to 825 and encodes 274 amino acids.
AUGGAAGAAAUUGUGCCGAACCCAGACGCGGUGGCGGCGCCGAUCGAGGAGAUAAGAGAUAGUGAGACGCUUUUGAAGGAAUUCUUUCGGGACGUUUCCGACGCCACGCGAGACGCCGAGGUGGAACGUAUUUUGUCUUGCUUCAAGCUGAAUCCGUACGAGUUCUUAAACCUUCCGUUUGAUUGCGAAAGGAAGGCGAUUCCUCGCUCGUUUCGUAAGAUUUCUUUGCUCGUACACCCUGAUAAGUGCAAACAUGCGGAUGCAAAGGCGGCGUUCGACGCGUUGGGACAGGCGCAAAAGCUUUUGCUCGACGAAGACUUCAAGCGCACCUUGGACUUUCACCUCGAGCAAGCGAAGGAAUCUGUGCUAAAAACUUGGAAAAAAGAAGCCCGAGAUGACGUGGCGCUUCGUGUGAAGUACGAAGGCAAUAAGGAGGGGAUGCUUGAAGACUUUUGCAAGACGGAUGAAUUUCACGAGCGCUGGAAGUACGAGGGACGCAACUACAUCGUCGAAUUAGAGUGGCGACGCCGUAAGAUGGCGCUGCGAAUCAAGGGAGAGGAAAAGCGGGUGACUGAGGAAGAGAAGGCUGAACUCGCGCAGCGUCGUAAAGAACACAAGGAAAAGAAAGAAUGGGACCAAGACGAGAGGCGCGAAGCGCGAGUCGGCGGUUGGCGAGAUUUCAUGAAGGAUAAAAAGGUUAAGAAGACAAAAACUGCGGGCGAGUUCAAGAGUUACCUAAAAACUGAAGUGAACCCGAGCAAGAAAGCGUUCGCGCUCGAAAAAGAUAAAGUGCUUCGCCCUGAUGAGAUCAAGAGAGCGUUUUAA